AUCUGAAAGAAGAUAGUCAUGUACUCCUAGUAUGGCUUGAGGGUCAGAAAAUCUUGAGGUAAUUUUAUUAAGUCUUGUUUUCCGAAUCAAAUAUUUAAAAUGAAGACUCAAAAACCCUAUUUGCAGAUUUUUUCAUCAUUUAACUUUGAUCAUUUGUUCAGAAAGCAAGACUUAAAGUCUUCAGUAAUUUUGCUUCUCAAGUAAAUGUAUCUUGAUUGGAAAAUGUGUAGAUAUUUGUACUGGAGACUAAAAUACUGAGGCAGAAAAUCUCUUUUUUGCAGUGCAUGUAAAUGCAAAAACAAUAAAAGAAAAGCAAAAACAGACACCUAUGAAGUAAACUGACUUUUUCUCAGGAGAAACAUCUGAGAAGCAAAAGUCUCCAUUGCAUUGCUCUCACAAUACAGUCCAGGAGAAACAGUCGAGAUCUUACUGUGGAAACAUUAAAAAGAUGGAAAUUUCUUUUGAUGAGAUUGCUUUUUAGCAAGCUAAAUUAGGUAGUAAGACAGGCCCAAAGCAUCGUGAGGAACCACAGCUGUCUGACGGGCUGAUAAGCGCCGCGUACGGCCUAUCAACAACAGCGCACCACAAGUGCUGGAUAAAAGCUGUGUGUGUGUGCUAAUAAUAUCAUCCAGUAACAGGCCGAGGAUGAACAAUAAGAGGGUGUCUUAAAAAAGAGAGGCAUUGUUCUAGAGCAUCACUUUGAAGAACAUUUCUCUGCCCAUCUGAACUGCAAGGUUGAAUCGCCAUUGUAAAGAUGCCCGAACAAGAGGUAAGAAAAAAGUCCAAGAUCUCUGCAUCUCGCAAGCUGAUGCUAAAGAGUCUUAUGGUAGCUAAAGCAAAGGAUGACUUAGAGCAAGAGCUGGUCGAGAAAGAGGCAGAGAAGGAGAGAUAUCUGGCUGAGAAAGCUCCUCAGAUACAGACUACUGGGAUGUCUUUCGCUGAGCUUCAGGAGCUGUGUCGGGAACUACACGCUAAAAUUGAUGUGGUGGACGAGGAGCGCUAUGACAUCGAGGCUAAAGUGCUUCACAACACAAGAGAAAUCAAAGAUCUGAACAUCAAAGUCCUGGACCUGAGGGGCAAAUUUAAGCGACCCCCCCUGAGAAGAGUCCGAGUCUCAGCUGACGCCAUCCUGCGCUCUCUGCUGGGCUCCAAACACAAGGUGUCCAUGGAUCUGAGAGCAAACCUCAAAUCCGUCAAGAAGGAGGACACAGAGAAGGAAAAGACAGUGGAGGUCAGUGACUGGAGGAAAAAUGUGGAGGCCAUGUCUGGAAUGGAAGGAAGGAAGAAAAUGUUUGAUGCAGCGCAGUAAACAAGUGAUCACAAUCAACAUCUGUAAACAUGCAAGAAAUCAGGGUGGGAUGAAGUACAGAGGUGACAACGCUGAUUAAAAAUACAUCCCUCGUUUUGAUAAUGUGCUUCAAAAGCUUCAAACCCAUAUGAAAUAAACUAAGAUAUAGGAAUGCAUUCAUACUUGUCAAAUACAAAAUGAUUUGUCAGUGUGUUCAAUAAGUGUCAAAUUAAAAGCCCUGCGAUGUGAAACGUGUCAUAAACAUUGUACUGUAAAUAAAUUGUGUAAUCUCCA
Molecule: messenger RNA, 1582 nt
Organism: Megalobrama amblycephala (Wuchang bream)
Lineage: Eukaryota; Metazoa; Chordata; Actinopteri; Cypriniformes; Xenocyprididae
Gene: tnni1b
Product: troponin I type 1b (skeletal, slow)
Exons: 9
Coding region: 755-1309 (184 amino acids)
Biological process (GO): muscle contraction
Cellular component (GO): troponin complex
Source: RefSeq, a predicted model, not a curated record